Messenger RNA from Dioscorea cayenensis subsp. rotundata (Guinea yam), 976 nucleotides. RefSeq lists its product as uncharacterized. NCBI's taxonomy places the organism in Eukaryota, Viridiplantae, Streptophyta, Magnoliopsida, Dioscoreales, Dioscoreaceae. The transcript has 4 exons. Gene Ontology annotation, molecular function: cysteine-type peptidase activity. The record is from RefSeq and is a predicted model, not a curated record. Gene Ontology annotation, biological process: proteolysis. Bases 226 to 771 code for a protein of 181 amino acids.
AUAAAUGUAGUUUUAACUCUAUCUUGUUGUUUGUGGAAUGAUCUGCUCUGUUGAUGUAAGUCACCACUAAAAUUAGUCAAAUAUUUCAGUUUUAUUAUUUUUUUGGUUUGCCUAUAUUUGUGCAUGUGUUUGUUUUGUUGAUUAUGGCUGAUUUUUUAUGUGCAUGGUUGCUCACACAAACAUGCUACUUUUUUGUUUGAAACAUGGAAUAGAGUACUAAGGACAAUGAAUGAGAUAGUGCGUGAGGAGACUUCAACCACAAAGAACUUUCAUCAGCGUAAAAAAAGGCAUUCGCAAAGGAUUCAGAGUAGUAGAACAUUGUAUUCAAAUGACGAGAGCAUGAUAGAUACUAAUAAGUUUAAAUUUUAUUUUGAGCAUCUAUGGAAAAAUUUAUCUGAAGAAAAUAGGAGGUCUUCUAUAUGUCUUGAUUCUUUAUGGUUUUCUAUGUACAAGAGCAAGGUGACAAAGGACAAGGUGCUCAAGUGGAUCAAAAUGAAGAAGAUACUUAAAAAAAAAUAUGUGUUUAUUCCCAUUGUUUGUUGGGGACACUGGAGCCUUCUUAUCCUUUGCAACUUUUGUGAAAAUAGGCAACCAAACAUUGAGAAGCCUUUCAUGUUACUAUUAGAUUCACUUCAUCAAGCAAAUCCAAAGAGGUUGGAGCCAGAUAUAAGAAGAUUUGUAUUGGACAUUUGUCGAACUGAGGCAAGAGAUGAGAAUAAAGAGGCUAUAUCCAAGAUUCCUCUUCUUAUUUUAUUGCAGGAAAAGUAUUGACAAAGGAGUGGGACACAAAUUUGCAUGGAUUUCUUUUAUGAUACAAGUGGUAGAGACAAGUUAGCAUUUAUACUUUGGUCUUUUGAUGCUUUUGUAUUUGGAUGGUAACUUAGUUUUUGGAAUGAUUGUAGACCAAAUGGUUCUAUUGAACAUGUUACUUUUGGAUACCUUUGAAUUCAAUAUUUAUAUUAACAAUGAAUUAUUA